UUUGAAUAUUUCCCGAAUCAAAUCAUGAGACCUGAAUACUACUUUUUCUCAAAAAAUCAUCUCUUCUUUGUAAUAAUCAACUUGGGAGUUAUACAAAUUGCUUAUUCACAAAAAGACUUGGAAAUUUUCCGCUUUCAAAUUGCUCAGUGUUCAACAAUGACAACAUCACUAGGUGCAAACCUAAGCUACUGUUUAUUUUGCGUUCAAAAUUAUAAAGAAGAAUGUAAUAAUUUAUGCGCCUCCCAAGAAAAGGAUCAAGAAAUCUGUAGUCGAAUAUGUUGGCGCUUUGCUAAGUACGGAACGUUUUCAUGUAAAAACAAUGUUGGCUAGCAUUUAGUCAAGUUUAUAAUCUCCAAGAAGUGAAAUAUAUAAUUAUUCAGAGAUAUAUGACUGAUUUAAACAAAUAAAAAUUUAAAAAAAUUUAAAAUUGCUGUAAAGUGAUCA
Schistosoma guineensis is the source of this 444-nucleotide messenger RNA. The record is from the annotation of a GenBank genome assembly. NCBI's taxonomy places the organism in Eukaryota, Metazoa, Platyhelminthes, Trematoda, Strigeidida, Schistosomatidae.